Messenger RNA from Vanessa tameamea, 2935 nucleotides. RefSeq names its product Electron transfer flavoprotein-ubiquinone oxidoreductase (gene Etf-QO). Lineage: Eukaryota; Metazoa; Arthropoda; Insecta; Lepidoptera; Nymphalidae. The transcript has 15 exons. Gene Ontology annotation, biological process: electron transport chain. Gene Ontology annotation, molecular function: iron-sulfur cluster binding; electron-transferring-flavoprotein dehydrogenase activity. The record is from RefSeq and is a predicted model, not a curated record. Bases 81 to 1901 code for a protein of 606 amino acids. Gene Ontology annotation, cellular component: mitochondrial inner membrane.
AAUAAACUUUAGGAUUAUACUUGUUUGACUUAACGAUUCUACAUACGUAAUUAAAUACUCGGAACGUAUGUUUUGUAAAAAUGGCGACAGCAAUUGUUAGUUCGGCUCGUCAGGUGGGGAGGCUAACAAGUGCUGCUCGAAGACUUUAUUCGGAUGUUUAUCCUAAGAUAACGACUCAUUAUACUAUUCAUCCCCGCGACAAGGAUCCGAGAUGGAAAGAUAUAAGUAUGGAACGAGUGGCAGAGGAGACAGAUAUCCUCAUCAUUGGAGGUGGUCCCGCUGGUAUGGCCGCUGCGAUCAGGGCUCGGCAAAUUGCUGAAGAAAAGGGUGCUGAAGUGCGAGUAACACUAUUAGAAAAAGCAGCAGAAGCCGGAGGUCACAUACUCUCAGGUGCAUGUGUGGACCCCAUAGCUCUGAAUGAGCUAAUUCCUGACUGGAAGGAUAAAGGGGCUCCAAUGAACACACCUGUAACAUCUGAUAAGUUUGGCCUUUUAACCAAAAGUGGGAGAAUUCCAAUUCCUGUAUUCCCUGGGUUACCUAACUACAACCACGGCAACUAUGUCGUUCGGUUAGGUCACUUAGUGAAAUGGCUGUCUGAACAAGCAGAAGCAGUAGGUGCCGAGGUGUGGCCUGGUUGUGCCGGUGCAGAUCUGUUAUUCCGAGACGAUGGUUCCCUUAAAGGAGUUGCUACAGGUGAUGUGGGUAUAGCUAAGGAUGGCAGCCCAAAAGAUAUGUUUGAGAGAGGCAUGGAAUUUCAUUCCAAGAUCACUAUAUUUGCUGAAGGAUGUCACGGACACUUAACAAAGAUGGUGUCUAAUAAAUACAACCUUCGAGAGAAAAGCGAACCACAGUCAUAUGGCAUAGGAUUAAAAGAGCUUUGGGAAGUUGCACCAGAGAAUCAUAAACCAGGCCUAGUUGAACAUACUAUAGGCUGGCCUCUUGAUAAAAACACAUAUGGAGGAUCAUUUAUUUACCACCUUAAUGUAGAGGAGGGUGAAGCACCCUUAGUUGCAACUGGUUUCGUGGUGGGACUUGACUAUACAAACCCUUACAUCAGCCCUUUCAGAGAGUUCCAAAGAUUUAAGUUACACCCAUAUAUAAAGCCUAUGUUUGAAGGCGGUACUCGGAUAGCUUACGGAGCACGAGCGCUCGUGGAGGGCGGCUGGCAGUGCCUUCCCGUCCCAGUGUUCCCUGGAGGUUGCCUGGCUGGUGACACUGCGGGUUUCCUCAAUGUGCCCCGCAUUAAGGGCACUCAUAAUGCUAUGAAGAGUGGUAUGCUAGCAGCGGAGUCAGCCAUGGAGCUGAUUCUCUCAGGAGAGGCUACUCACGAGCAGGGUGUAACGCCCUCUACGUAUGAAGAUAAACUGAGAGAGUCAUAUGUUUAUAAGGAAUUAAAGCAAGUGAGAAACUGUCGGCCAUCGUUCCACACGUCAUUGGGCUUGUACGGCGGUGUGGCAUACUCUGCAUUUUCCACUAUGAUGCGUGGAAAAGAACCAUGGACCUUAAGUCACGGAGGUGCGGAUCACGCGAAACUAAAACCUGCCAAAGAGUACCAACCAAUAGAAUAUCCUAAGCCGGACGGUGUCAUCACCUUUGACCUACUGUCAUCAGUUGCUCUGACUGGAACAAAUCACGAAGCGGACCAACCUCCACAUUUGACGCUGAAAGAUGACUCAGUACCUGUUAAGAGGAAUCUCGGAAUCUUCGAUGGACCUGAGGCUAGGUUUUGCCCAGCGGGAGUUUAUGAAUUCGUCCCUAUGGAGACAGGCGAAGGACAGAGGCUACAAAUCAACGCACAAAACUGUAUACACUGUAAGACUUGUGAUAUCAAGGAUCCAUCGCAGAACAUCAACUGGGUGGUCCCCGAAGGUGGUGGCGGUCCCGCUUACAACGGCAUGUAAACUAAUGUACCGGUUAUUUAUUAUUUAUAUAAUUGAAGCUGUUAUAUACAUAUCCACGGGAAACCAAUUUACCGGAAUAUUUAUUAGCGGCGUUAAAUUAUAUAGUUUGGGGCAUCUGAAUAUUUCUUUUGUAAUGAAAAUAAAAUGAUCCUGAUUUCUUUCAAUUUAAAAUUGGCAACUAAUUCUAAGUUUCGUGGAGUUGAUAGCAACUUUAUUCCAAGAUCAAAAUUGAGUGUAUUGAUUCUGUUACGAGAUUAGUUAAUGUAUAUAGUGUUAUGAAUAUGAGUUAAUGAGAAUUAGAGACAUUAUAUAUUUCUAUUAGAGCUUGUUUUAAAGUUAUAAAGACAGUCCCUCAUUGUUCUAGGUGAAUAUACAUACUAUGAUAACGAAAAAAUUAUACUUCCAAAAGCCACCUGAAGUCUGGCAAUAUAAUAUAAUAAAUCAAUAAAAUAUCUGUUAGGAUAGGACCGGUUAAAACUGUGUUAAGUGGUCUAUUUUAAAAUCUAUUAUAUAGAGUAUUCCUCAGCAAAAUUUUCUAAUGCAACUGGGUACUCAUUUUGUAAAAAAAAUAAAUUCAAUAAUUUUUGCUAACGUUACUUGCUGCCAUCAGUUGACGUCAUACGGUGUUCCGUUCCAAAAGGACCACAAACAAAAAAAGAUCUAAAAAGAUGGUGUUAAAACGAAACAAAAGCUUCUUACAUACUUAUUAAAAAUAACAUUUAGGUGGAAGUGGUAAUUUUUAUACAUAAUAAUCAUGUCCGCGAGACUACUGCCUUGAUAUUUGUAUACCUUCAUAGUUUUGUUUUUUGUAUAUACAUAGACAAUGUAAAUAAAAUAUAUUUUUCUAUAAAACGGUGUAGACAUCUAUAUAUACAGAAACUAUUUUAUUGUAUUUUGAAAAUAUAUUUUUACAGUUUUAUAAUAAUAUAUAUUUGAAUGGUACCUAAUGGCUAUUUGCACGAGUGUAAGAAUCCCAAUUAGAAUAAGUGUUGAAUUUAUGCGUUGUAAAAUCAUAAAUAAAUAUUUUAAAUAAA